Messenger RNA from Oncorhynchus masou masou (cherry salmon), 5727 nucleotides. RefSeq names its product capping protein inhibiting regulator of actin dynamics-like. The transcript is spliced from 9 exons. Lineage: Eukaryota; Metazoa; Chordata; Actinopteri; Salmoniformes; Salmonidae. The coding region runs from base 16 to 4167 and encodes 1383 amino acids. The record is from RefSeq and is a predicted model, not a curated record. Gene Ontology annotation, biological process: negative regulation of barbed-end actin filament capping; maintenance of gastrointestinal epithelium.
CAGAAGGGCAGAUCGAUGUUCCCUAAGAUUUUACUGCAGUGGUGCGCAGCCCUGUCGAGUUGUGCCGUUGAAAUAGAGAGGCGACGACAGGGCAAAUUCCAGCCGUUCAGACGCCUGUUUGGGAAGAGGAAGAAGAAGGCAGCAGAGCAGGACUUCAAUACAGCAGAGCUGAAGGCUAGCUUCUCCACAGGGGAAGUGUCUAACGGAGUCAUCUCAGAUGAUGAGGAGACCAAUCAACAUCUGAGGGAGCUGAACCCCAUUGGGUCUCAAGCCCUCUCCCACGACAGUGUGUUUAUCCCAGAAGAAGCAGUACAGGAGCUCAGCCCAGAACAAACCAUGUCCCAGGAAAACGUAUCCGAUAAAGUCAGGAACUUGCAGCGGCAGAUAGCACAGAAUAUCAAGUUUGGCCAGAAGCACCCCUCUCUGGGGAAGAGUGAGGGAGACGAGGGCAGCUCGGAUGAAGAGGAGGUGCCCAAUAGCCCUCUGAGGGUCUUAGCCCAAGUGGAGGCUGAGCCAGUGGACACAGAGCCAAAGGGGGCCAGUCAGGACCAAGAGGCUGGUGAGAGCCAUGGAGCUCCCCAGGCUGAAGCCCCCAGCACUCCAGUGAAAUCUUCCAGGUCCAAACAAGUUCUUCCAGCCAUCGGCACCAUUGAGUCCAUCGACCUGGAUGAAGUCUCACAGUCUGUCCCUCGGCUGGACAACACCGCUGCCAAGCAUAAGCUGUCUGUCAAACCCAAAAACCAGAGGAUCUCCCGCAAGCACCACCGGUAUACACAGGAUCUGAAAGAGGUGGAUAUCCCUGGCAUACAGCAGGAGGAGAAAGAUGCAGCAGACAGCCAACACAGGAACGCUGAGGAGGAGACACCCCCAGAGAAAACCAAGAAGCAGAAACUGCAGGAGGAGGAGAGAGGGGAGUCCAGGAGAAAGAGAGAACUGGCGGAACAGAGGCACAGAGAGGAAGAGGAAGAUAGGAAGAAGAAAGCCGAGGAAUGGCGGCUGUGUGAGUUAGAGGAGGAGCGAUGUUGCAAACAAGAGGAGAGAUGUAUACUUAAAAAGGAGGAGGAAAGGAGGCAGAGAGAGGUUAUGGAGAGGAUGAUGAAAGAAGAAGAGGAGAGGAGGCAGAGAGAGGAGAUGGAGAGGAUGAUGAAAGAGGAAGAAGAGAGGAGGCAGAGAGAGGAGAUGGAGAGGAGGAUGAAAGAAGAAGAAGAGAGGAGGCAGAGAGAGGAUAUGGAGAGGAGGAUGAAAGAAGAAGAGAGGAGGCAGAGAGAGGAGAUGGAGAGGAUGAUGAAAGAAGAAGAGGAGAGGAGGCAGAGAGAGGAGAUGGAGAGGAUGAUGAAAGAAGAAGAGGAGAGGAGGCAGAGAGAAGAUAUGGAGAGGAUGAUAAAAGAAGAGGAGAGGAGGCAGAGAGAGGAGAUGGAGAGGAGGAUGAAAGAAGAAGAGGAGAGGAGGCAGAGAGAGGAGAUGGAGAGGAGGAUGAAAGAAGAAGAGGAGAGGAGGCAGAGAGAGGAGAUGGAGAGGAGGAUGAAAGAAGAAGAGGAGAGGAGGCAGAGAGAGGAGAUGGAGAGGAGGAUGAAAGAAGAAGAGGAGAGGAGGCAGAGAGAGGAGAUGGAGAGGAUGAUGAAAGAAGAAGAGGAGAGGAGGCAGAGAGAGGAGAUGGAGAGGAUGAUGAAAGAAGAAGAGGAGAGGAGGCAGAGAGAGGAGAUGGAGAGGAGGAUGAAAGAAGAAGAAAGAAGGAUGAGAGAGGAUUUGGAGCUUAUGCAACGAGAGGAGAAGGAGAGGACACUGGAGGAAGAGGAGAAAGAGGAAGAGGAAAGGAGUAGGAAAGAAGAAGAGGAGAGGAAGCAGUGUGAACUGGAGGCAGAGCGUCUUCAUGUAGAUGAGGAAAAGAGACUAGAAGAGGCAGAAGAGGAGGAGAGAAUGACAAAGCAGGUGAAGAAAAAGAGAAAACUGCUUGCAGAGGAAGAGAGGAAGAAAAAUGAGGAGGAGGAGGAGAAGAGGCUGUGUGCAGAAGCGGCUGCGAGCAGCUCUGACCCUGAGAGGAAGAGGAGGGCAGAGGAGGUGCGCCGGAGAGAGAUGGAGAAGAGACAGAGGCCGUUCACCGUCAAAGGGUCCUCUGGGGAGAAGCAGAUCCUGUUCCAGAAGGUCAACCUAACGUCUGUUAUACCGGCCUCCAGUCAGCAGGGGAGCGCUGUGACUGAACACAGAGAGAGAGCCAAGGCCUCAUCGCUUGGAGGAGCUGACUCCCCCACCCUCCUGUCCUCUCAGUAUGUCCGCCACACAGCCAUCCUGGUGACAGGUGCCCAGCUAUGUGGGACUGCUGUCAACCUGGACCAUAUCAACGAAAUCGCUUGUAAGUCUCUCCUGGGUCUGGCAGAUGAAAAGAAAACUGCCAUGGUAACCCCACCACCAACCAAGAGCAAGACUUCACCAGUACGUAAGUCUGGAAAAACCAAAUCCCUCAGUGAGUCCACAGACCAGUCCAGUGCAGCCGUUCUUGCCGAGUGGGCCAGUAUCCGCUGCAAGAUAUUUAAGGGGGCAGAGGAGGGGAAGUAUGAGGAAUACCCAGACCCCCAUAGCCAAAACCGACCCAGCAGUGAGGACCAGAGUCCGUUCCCCCAUACCAACCUCAGGAAGACCAUGUCCGCCAGCGCCAAGUUCUCCAUCACUCCGGCCAGGAAGAAGUUUGCCGACUCCAGCAGGAACUCUGAGGUGUUGAAUCCGGAAGAGAAGGAAGGAGGAAGCCCAGCCUCUGCUCUCUCCAACACCUCCUCCAGCACCUCUGUUCCCUCUGCAGCCUCAACAGCCCCAGGCCGCAAAGCCCAGAGCACGGGUGGUAAGACCGCCCGGAUCGCAGAUGGAAAAGGGGAGUGCAUGUUUGCCAAAGACCUCCCAUCGUUCAUAGUCCCCAGGUCUUCCCAGUGGUCCCCCAGACCUGAGGGGUCAGUGACAGACGCUGUGAGCCUGGGAGGAGAAUCAGAGGACUCUGACGGCCGGGAGGAAGGGAGGGAGCAGGGCCAGCCCUCUCCGUUUGGGAUCAAGCUGAGGAGGACCAACUACUCCCUCCGCUUCCACAGUGAUCAGUCGACAGACAAGAGGAAGAAGAGGUACAGCGCCGGUGACAGCUUCAACGGUGUCCCCUCACCUCUGACCCCCAUUGACCCUGACUCUGACACCUCAGUUUUCUCUGAUAGAUCCAGCCCUGCGUCUCCAUUCAGAGAGAGCAUUCCCGGGGUAAAGCCUGGACAUAUGGUUGUAUCUCUUCCAAAGCUCCGGGCCAAGGCAGGCAAGUCUCCCACCCCUUCCAUGCACAGCGAGGAGGAGAAGCCUUCCAAACCCUCACUCUACCAAAGACCGAGCACAUCCCCUAAACCUUUCACCCCUCCCCCCUCUCCACUCCCCAAGGUGGGCAGAGGGGGUUCAAGCGAUGCAGUGGUCCAGAGGACGAGGGUGGGGGCUGAUUCAGCUGGCCAUGAGGAGCGAGAUGAGAGGAGGGAAGAAACCUCAGCUGUGGCCCAGCUCCACAGGAACGGCCAGGGACAGGGCCAGGGGGGUCAGAGGGAGGAGGAGCCCAAGGAGAAGAGGUCCUUCUUCCCCUCCAUCAGUAUGCCCUGGAGGGAGAAGGCUGACAGGAAAACAGAGCUCAUCAGGAAAGAGGGGAAGCCAUCGCUGCAGAGCAGGCACUCGUUAGACAGCGUACGGGUCCAGGACAAGGAGGCUGGCCCUCCGUGGAUCACUCUGGCACUGCAGAAACAAAAGGGCUUCAAAGAGCACCAGCAGAGCCGAGACGAGCGCCGCAGCAAUAGAGAGGCCAAACUGCCUGAGAAACAGGCCAAGGACAAAGACAGCUGUGUGUUGGUUAGUCCUUCAGAGGGUAAGGGGAGUGGAAACACCAGCCCUCCCAAAUCACAGACACCGGAGGAGACCAAGAGACCAGACACCCUCCUGGGCUGCUUUGAGCGCCGGGACCACCUGAAGAAAGCCAACACUCUGCCCAGCACAGUCACAGUUGAGAUUGCAGACUCCACACCAUCGCCCCCUGCAGUGAAGGAGGUGACCAAGCGCUUCCCGUCCACUGACUCUCCCCAGGUGUCCACUGAGCCGGCCUGGUUAGCUCUGGCCAAGCGCAAGGCCAAGGCCUGGAGUGACUGCCCUCAGAUCAUCAAAUAACCUCCUCUAACCUCUACAUUGCAUCAGUACUGUACACACACUGCCCAUGAACUAUGACCCCUGUCCCAAACCCUCCCGACCUCUCCUCUCUGCCCCUGAUCUGCCCCUGCACUCUAACCUCAACCCAAGCCUCCCCUAUUUCACCAUAACCAUGUACUUGUAUGAUUAAAAGUGUGUUUCACAUUCAUAAUAUAAACACAGUCACACAUUUACAAACACGAACACUCAGUACAAGCAUGCACUUAUACAAACACCUGAAAACACAAAGUUUAAGAUUACCUGGCUGUAUGUUAUCAACUAUAUAAUAUCUUCCAACAAGUCAAAAGAUCCUACUGUAGCCAAUCAUGGCCACAGCUGGCCUUUGCAAUAGCCAAUCCCAACCCUUACUUCCCAACAGUAGCCAAUCAAAGCACCACGGCUGUAAAUAAAUCAUGCACUUAACAUAAUACAAGAAAAAAAGCUUAUGUAUUGAAAAGAUCAAUCCCACAGGUCUGAAAAGGGAUAUAGAUUCUUCAUUCAAGGGUACUUUGGGGAACAGUGUUUUAAGGGCUACCAGUAACCAAUAAACCAACAUGACAGAUGAUCACCCAAUUGUAUCACCCUAAGAACCACAAUAUUUCUGUUACCUUAUCUUGUGGGUAUUAUUUCAAGCACUGAUUUUAACAGUGAUGAAACAAUAUAUUUGUAAUCUCUGAGCCUUGUCUGCGUUGUACAAAAGCUUCUUUUUUUUAAACUUGUAUUCAAAAGCAGUACUUAGUAUAACUAUUCUCACUGUGCCCGUGAUGACUGUGACAGCUGUCUAAGAUACUAUAUUGCAGAAAAAAAAAUCCCUUCACAAAGUUGUUUGAAAAUCACCGCAGUUUGUAAAAUAACACUAAAAUCUGUCAGAAUCAAAUGUCGACUGCACUGAAACACAGCACUAAAGACCAAGGUUCAAGUGGUUGAAUUGCACAGUAUUCUUACCAUUCUAAUGUGUCAUGGAUUUUGCUUUGCUAUGGAAAGAGACUACCUGCCUGCUGUAACAUCCCAUGUGCUCAAGUCACUGCUAAUGUGAUGAUCCAUAAGGCCUUUACAUGGUCCUCCAGCAUUUGGAAAGUCACAUUCUCUGAAUCCCAUCAUUGGACAAGUUUAACUAUAUCACAUCCUCUUAAUUUACCUCAAUGUGAUUUGAACCAAUCAGCCCUGCUGUGAGAACCUCUGCUGGGCUGUUUGUUGGUGACUGACAGCGUAUGGAUAUUUCUUCCAUCAUUAUCUUCCUCUCACUACUCAAUGUAAUGAUCUGUAUGUAUGGAUGUAAGUAUGGAUGUAUGUUAGAGGCAGUUUUACCAGGACAUUGGUCAGAAAAAAAGCCUGUAAGGCUCAGUCAGUCACUUUGUCAUUUAUUUGUAUUAUUUUUUAAACAUUUGGUCGUGUGCAAUAGUGUAGUAUACAAAGUGGUGUAUGUAAAACUAAUUGGGGUAAUAAUUGCACUUUUUUGUCCCACUUCAAAAAGGUAUUCAUGAGAACAUCUUUAAAGUGAUGCAAAUGUUAUGAAUUAUAAAUUAAAUACUGAUGUCUGAA